Cutaneotrichosporon oleaginosum is the source of this 1677-nucleotide messenger RNA. RefSeq lists its product as uncharacterized. Gene Ontology annotation, molecular function: transmembrane transporter activity. Gene Ontology annotation, biological process: transmembrane transport. Lineage: Eukaryota; Fungi; Basidiomycota; Tremellomycetes; Trichosporonales; Trichosporonaceae. The record is from RefSeq and is a predicted model, not a curated record. Gene Ontology annotation, cellular component: membrane.
AUGCCCGCAACGAGUGUGGACCCGGCGCCGUCAGCCCCGCCGUCCUCGUCGUCGACGGUGUGCGACCUCAAUAAGGAUAAAGAAAAGCCGUAUUUCGAACUACUGGAGCGGCCUGUGCACGCGCACCCAUCCUCGCUAUCAGGCGCAGCGCCCUCACCGUCCCCCACUCUGCCAUCCGAGCCGCAGGGGGUUACAACUCCCGAUGUCGAAAAAGCCGCCAACACCGACGCCGCGGAGCGACCCAAGCUCACACAAACGCGCAAGUGGGGCCUGCUCGCGAUCUUCUCGCUCGCAAUGUUCAUCGACAUCUGGAUGUACUCUGCCUUUUUAAUUUUUACGGACGUCGUCUCAGUCGACCUCGGUAUCCCCUUCACGCAGCAGGCAUGGGUGAUCACAAGCUACAGCGUGACGUUCGCGGCCUUCCUCCUUUUCUGGGGCCGCGUGAGCGACCUGUACUCCGCCAAGCCCGUCUUCGCAUGGGGCUUCACGGCGCUCGGCACCAUCUCUCUCGUCAUCUCCUUCCUGCCGGACAUGUACUCGUUUUUCAUCCUCCGCGCCAUCGCAGGCAUCGCGGGCUCGGCGCUCAUCCCCUCGUCGUACCGCCUCAUCACAGAGGUGUUUGAGGUGCACGAGCUUAGCCGCGCCUUCACGCUAUUCGGGAUGGCUGGCGCCCUCGCGAACGUGACCGGCGUCAUUAUCGCGGGCGUCAUCGAUCUCAUCCCUCUGCACGGACAGGGUGCGAGCUGGCGCUGGUUCUUCCGGCUCGCGGCUGUCAUUGUCAUCCCCUUCGCCGUGAUGUCCAUGUUCGUGAUUCCGCAGCGCCGCGGCGCCGAGGCCGAGACUCACACGGCCAAGUGGAAGCGCCUCGACCUCCCCGGCUCAAUGCUUAUGCUGGGCGGCACCGUCCUCCUCGUGCUCGGCUUGACGCUCGGCGCCGCACAAGGCUUCAGGACGGCCGCGUUCCUCGUACCCUUCCUGCUCGCCCUCGUAGUACUCUUCCCCGGCUUCUUCAUCUGGGAAGCCUCCAUUCCCGAAGACGUCGCCCUCCUCCCCCCGUCCUUCUGGCGCAUCCCGAACACGAUCCUGCUCAUCGCCUUCGCGCUGCAGCUGUACGGCUGGAUCGGCGUCAAUUUCCUCGCCCACGUCGAGAGCUACAUGAAAGUGUACCGCGAGUCGAGCCUCAUCGCGGCCCUCCGCAUGCUGCCGCAAGGCCUCGUCUCGUUCCUCACCCUCAUCAUCCUCGCGUGCGUGCCCCGCCUCGCCGCGCGCCCCCGCUGGUCCGUCAGCGCGGGCAUGCUCGCCGGCAUCGUCGGCUACGUUCUCUUCGUGCAGAACCAGCGCUUCGUCGGCUCCGACUACUGGAAAUGGGUGUUCACCGGCUCCGUCAUCGGUGGAAUCGGGAUGACCGUGUGCUUCACCGCCACGAACGUCGCGCUCAUGACCUCGGUCGAUCCGAGCGUCGCGGGCGUCGCAGGCGCGCUCCUCCAAGUCGCGCUGCAGGUUGGGUCGAGCGUCAGCUUCGGCGCCCAGUCUGGCCUGUUUACGGUCCACGAAGGCGGCCUCGCUAACUACAAGAACGUCCAUGCCUCGUUCUACUUCCAGCUCGGGCUGUCGGUCGUCGCGCUCGUCGCGUUCUUCGUCUUCUACAAGCAGCCCAAGGCUGCCGCCGCGCCUUAG